AUGAAUCGAAAUACUAUAUUAAUAUUAUUUUUAUAUAUUGUCUAUUGUUCAUUUAUUCUUACAAAAGUGCCCAUAGAAAAUCCUCCUUUUAUAUUUAAUAACAACAAGGAAAAUGGAAUAAGAACAUUUCUAGAUAAUCAAACACCAGAAGAAGCUCUUUUGAAGCAUUCUUAUUCUUUAGAUAUUACCCUUGAAAAUUUUCCUAAUCCUUUUAUUCAUCCUUCUUUAUGCAAUAGAAAUGGAUUAAAAUAUUCUUAUAUAUGUGAUCCAAAUAAAAUAUUAUCAAAAAAUACAGCUGAUAAAAUAGAAGAAAUAUUAAUUUAUCAAAGACGUAAUUCUAGCCAUUAUUGCAUAGAUAAAGAAGUUCCUUAUAUAUUAGGUGUAGCACUGAUAAAAACUUUACCUUAUGGAAUAACUGCAGAUACAUUUGCCUCUCAAAUAUUAGAAUAUUGGAAAUUAAGUAAUAAAAAUUGUAAUGAUGGAAUUUUACUUUUUUUUGUAAAGGAUGAUGCAACUUUUGUACUGAAAUGGAAAAAAGGAGCACAGUCAGUAAUUAACUUUAGGACAGCUACCUCUAUGCAUAAAUCUUUUAAUCAAUAUAUAAGAAGGUAUUCUUUAGAAUAUUCCAUUUUGAGAGCUGUGAAAUUGAUAUCAGAGUAUCUAACGGAAGAAAUAAUCCCGCCAACACAAACAACUCAAAUGGUUGUUGCUCUUACUAUUGCAAUUGUGGUGGCUCUUGGUUAUCUUUCUUGUAUCUUAAUAGUUUUUACCGAUGCUCAAAAAGUAAAUAAAAGUUUUUAA
This is a messenger RNA of Plasmodium relictum, 801 nucleotides long. Its product is annotated as conserved Plasmodium protein, unknown function. The record is from RefSeq and is a predicted model, not a curated record. Lineage: Eukaryota; Apicomplexa; Aconoidasida; Haemosporida; Plasmodiidae. Gene Ontology annotation, cellular component: acetylcholine-gated channel complex. The coding region runs from base 1 to 801 and encodes 266 amino acids. The transcript is spliced from 9 exons.